AUGGAUACUUGGGUCGACCCUUUCCAGCCUGAMCCGCUGCAGUACGCCGAUGACUGCCCAUCCCUGCCCUCGACCCGACCGCAUGGCUUUCCACACAUCAUCGACAUCAACAGCUACAUGCACAUAGAAACCGAUCCUGAAAAGCUCACAUGUGCGGACGGCGUGGCGACGUUCCUAUGGAACUGGGACAAGGAACAGUUUCGCCGAUUCUUCGACCUCACUGAGCAGACCGUCCACAUCUAUCUGGGUGCUCCGGACGGUGUUGUCAACGACAUGGUCAUUCAUCGUGCUGGAAAGAAAGUCUCGGCUGGGUACCGCGUGAAAGAGAGGCCCGGUAUUCCGAAACGUGACUUUCUAGUCGCUUUCAUCGUUCAAGAGGAUGGCGCUUGGAAGCCGGCAGAGUGGAACUCGUUGGGCAGUGAAGGCUAUGAACGAGAUCAAAUUCUGGAUCUUGGACGGACGUUCACUGAGAUGCUGUUACUUUACAAGUUGUGGAUCACCCGCGAUCCCUCCACUUCGAAAAUCAGGGUGAUUCGGUAG
Molecule: messenger RNA, 540 nt
Organism: Ramularia collo-cygni
Lineage: Eukaryota; Fungi; Ascomycota; Dothideomycetes; Mycosphaerellales; Mycosphaerellaceae
Exons: 2
Coding region: 1-540 (179 amino acids)
Source: RefSeq, a predicted model, not a curated record